CGACCAUGGCAGCCCCCGGACGCAAGAAAAAGACCCCCUUGAAGCUCCACGUCGUCGAGGACCCGCCACCAAUAAUCGCCCCCGCUAACCUCGACAAACGCACGACAAUAACCAUCGGCGAGCGCACGUUCGACGUGGAAGCCGACGACUUGGAGAAAAUCGCAGAUUUGGGCAGGGGGGCGUACGGGAUCGUGGAGAAGAUGAAGCACGUCCCGAGCGGGACAAUCAUGGCUGUUAAGCGCAUCGCUGCCACUGUAAAUACGCAAGAGCAGAAGAGACUGUUGACUGACUUAGAUAUUUCGAUGAGGAGCAGCGACUGUCCGUACACGGUGCAGUUCUACGGGGCGCUGUUUCGCGAGGGGGACGUGUGGAUCUGCAUGGAGGUGAUGGACACGAGCUUGGAUAAGUUUUACAUGAAAGUGUACAGGCACGGACGCAGGAUACCUGAAAAUAUGUUAGGUAAAAUCACGUUUGCGGUCGUCAGCGCGUUGCACUACCUCCACUCGCAGUUGAAAGUCAUCCACAGGGACGUCAAACCCUCAAACAUACUUAUAAAUAAACAAGGGUCGGUGAAGAUGUGCGACUUCGGUAUUAGUGGCUACCUCGUGGAUUCCAUCGCCAAGACCAUAGACGCUGGUUGUAAACCAUACAUGGCUCCCGAGAGGAUAGACCCCCAGGGGAAUCCCUCCCAGUACGACAUCCGGUCGGACGUGUGGAGUUUAGGGAUUUCGCUGAUUGAGUUGGCGACGGGUCAGUUCCCCUAUCCGAAGUGGGGCUCCCCGUUCGAGCAGCUGAAGCAGGUGGUGACCGACGACCCCCCUCGGCUGCCGCCGGGCCAGUUCACGGCCGAGUUCGAGGACUUCAUCUCGAAAUGUUUGCAGAAAAAGUACACAGAUAGGUCGAACUACGAACAGUUGUUGAAUCACAGUUUCCUUGUCACGCACAAGGAGAUGAACACCGAUAUUUCCUCGUUUAUUUCGGAGGUGCUGGAUUUGCCGGAGAAUCCCUGAGAUUCGUGCAAUAUUUCUUAGUUAGGAUUCUAUUUUAUUUUAACGAUUUUAAAGAGGAGUCUUUGUUUUGGAAUUUAAUUGACUGGUGAAGUACAAAGUGACAUUGAGUUUUAAUGACAAUUUUAGAAAUUACGAGCACUCUGAGGUGUAGUUCACUUGCUAAACUAGCGACGAGUCAAUUAAUUAAGAGUAGGAUAGACGAUUUUCUUCGUUCGAUUUUUAUUUGCAUCACAUUUUAACUAUUCUAGCGACUCUAAUAAUGCUUGGCCGCGUUCUUAUGGCUCCUUUUGCUCAACUACUUGAGUGCAUUUUAUUUUAUUAAUUUAUUUUAGUUUCUUCUAGUAUUACUCAUCUUUUAAUCUUACUAGAUUGAAUCGAUUUUAAUUUUAUUGUUAAAUGUGUGAUAAUAAAAUAGUACGUUCAAAAUCAACACUUUAUUUAAAAUGACUUAAAAACAGUCCAGUCUUGUAUUGUAGAAGUCACAUUGUGUCUUAAUGUAAUGUUUACACCUAAAAUAUAAAAAUAUAUUUUGGCUUGUAGUCUUCAAAACGGCGAGUUCAUCCCUAGCUUCGUCCCGAAGUCCAGUCGGGCUCGUUUUCGGAAUCUUUUGUUCGCCCUGGAACAAAAUUCUCGUUGGAAAAUUUAACACACUAUAAUUUUGUAACUCACAUUAUUUCCUGUUGCUUAAUAAUUUCGUUAAUUAUUAAAACCAAAAAAGGGGAGACUGCCGCGAAAAUAAUGACCCAAACCGGCAUGUCAAACCUUUGAUUCUCGUCAGUACUGUUUUUUAAAUUAUAAUAAUUUACUAUUGUAUGAAUACUUUGAAUUAGUACU
This is a messenger RNA of Zophobas morio, 1844 nucleotides long. RefSeq names its product licorne (gene lic). The record is from RefSeq and is a predicted model, not a curated record. Lineage: Eukaryota; Metazoa; Arthropoda; Insecta; Coleoptera; Tenebrionidae. Bases 6 to 1010 code for a protein of 334 amino acids. The transcript is spliced from 4 exons. Gene Ontology annotation, molecular function: ATP binding; MAP kinase kinase activity. Gene Ontology annotation, biological process: protein phosphorylation; stress-activated MAPK cascade.